CGACUGCGGAUCGGAAGUUGUCUUUGAUUUGAGUUAAAACAGGCUACAGUCUAUAGUUAUCCAUUUGUGACACAGUAGUGGAAGCAGAUACUGCAAGAUAGAAGUGCUUCAAUAUACUUCUUUUGAUUGCGUCUACCACCUACGGCCGUCGGUACGUGAGAGCAGGAGGCUAUUGGCCAUGGCGACGCUCUGGAGGUGAGAUCGGAACGGAACAAACAUUUUGUGUUGCGUUCCGGGAACCAAUCGAUUUCAUCGCGCCGGUGGCUAAAGGUUCGUCUCUCCUCACCACAAGAAUCCUCGCAGACCGGUUGAGUCAGACCAUCCCAAGACCCCGGAGGAGUUCGGAUCAGAGCUCGUUGACAUGUCGCAUUCCAAGGCUGCGAUACUCCGGCUUCCCGAGGAGCUGCUGGUCCACAUCACGGACGACGUCGAUAUCAUCGACCUCCAUGUUUUGUCAAUCACUUGUCGGCGCAUACGCCCAAUCGCGCAGGAAGGCCUUGUUCGACGAGCAACUCUACCACUCAAAAAUGUUUGGAAACUGGUGGACUUACUGCAAGCUUACUCAACCCUAGUCAUAUCCUUUACUCACCUUCGACUUGGUCCCAUUUCGGAGGAUGCAGCGAGAAGCAUAGUCUCCAACCACAAUGCCGCUCAGAGACCCCACAUGAUACACAGGGAUUACUCCAUGUGUGAUACUGCUUUCGAAGAAUCUAGGUGCACCUCAGCUGGAAUGAAAGUUCUGUUGACUCUUGCGCGUGGUCUAAAGUGUGUGUCUAUGGGUACAGUCUCUAGCCACAGCUUCGAUUUGCUGAAUGCUUGUAUUCUCACUGGUCCCAAUAUAUCCAGUACCGAAGUGGUCACGCGUUCGUACGAGAAGGCGCGAUCAGACCUCCAAGCACGACUCGAGGAGGUCAAUGUGGAUCCCGACCACCCUGGUGCUUUCCCGGCGACCAGCCUAGUCAUGUCCUUGCAUCUUUCAGAAUGUUCCAAGCUCAAGCGAUUGGUAACCCCAUACAGGACUUUGUUCAAAAGGCCGGGAGACAGGUUGUUGUCUGAAUUCACACCUUGCCGGCUGGUCGAACAGCGUUACUACACCGAGCCUCACCGUAUAUUGCCGCCAUCUCUUGAGUCUGUACACAUAGUCUUUGGAACGGUCUCUCCCGAUGUGCGAUGGCUCGACAGGCUGAUACUCAAUGAAGUUGGCUUUCCGAAACUGCGCGAAGUUCAGCUGCUAUUCAAGCAGAACCUUCUGUCAGCUGCCUGGAGCUUGUGUUGUUACCCUGACUCUAGGCUUCUGGCCACGCUUCGAGGAUGGCAGGCAUCGCGCGUUGAUCUGACCACAAGAUUCCGCAUCGCGAGGUUCACUGACGUAGCAAUAAUGGAAACCAAGAGGGAUACACCAGCGCCUUACAUUGCCGGCGAUAUAAUCCCUGCAGUCGAGAAGUGCCUCGCGACGACACUUGAUCAACUAAAGGAUGAACCCGAGAUGUUAGCAGCACUGGGCUAUGUAGCAGGGUUUACCUAAUGUCAUCUUUCCUUGAACUUGGCAGGGGCUCCAAUAUGAGGAAAGAAGGAAAAUAUGACAUUCUUGGCAGUAAUUUGUCCUGAGAGGCAGCUAUAAAAAGUAUGAAAAAUGGUGUGGACGCAAUGAUACAUGCAUUGCAAUGGUGCAGUGCUU
This is a messenger RNA of Alternaria alternata, 1678 nucleotides long. RefSeq lists its product as hypothetical. The coding region runs from base 362 to 1525 and encodes 387 amino acids. The transcript has a single exon. The record is from RefSeq and is a predicted model, not a curated record. NCBI's taxonomy places the organism in Eukaryota, Fungi, Ascomycota, Dothideomycetes, Pleosporales, Pleosporaceae. Gene Ontology annotation, molecular function: protein binding.